Molecule: messenger RNA, 1401 nt
Organism: Aspergillus clavatus NRRL 1
Lineage: Eukaryota; Fungi; Ascomycota; Eurotiomycetes; Eurotiales; Aspergillaceae
Gene: mcsA
Product: putative citrate synthase Cit1
Exons: 3
Coding region: 1-1401 (466 amino acids)
Biological process (GO): carbohydrate metabolic process; tricarboxylic acid cycle
Cellular component (GO): mitochondrial matrix
Molecular function (GO): 2-methylcitrate synthase activity
Source: RefSeq, a predicted model, not a curated record
AUGGUUUUGGCAAUGAGAUCAACACGCCAUGCUUCCAAGCUGGCUCAGGCUGCUCGCUCAUUGACUCUGAACAAUGCCCGCAGAUACUCGACGACCGAACCCGAUCUCAAGACGGCCCUCAAGGCGGUCAUCCCCGCCAAACGGGAAUUGUUCAAGCAGGUCAAGGAGCGUGGGGAUGAGGUUAUUGGCGAGCUCAAGGUGGCCAGUGUCAUUGGUGGCAUGCGUGGUCUCAAGUCCAUGGUCUGGGAGGGCUCGGUGCUGGACCCGGAAGAGGGCAUCCGCUUCCACGGUAAGACCAUCAAGGAUUGCCAGAAGGAGCUGCCCAAGGGCACCUCCGGCACCGAGAUGCUGCCUGAGGCCAUGUUCUGGCUACUAUUGACGGGCCAGGUGCCGUCGACCGCCCAGGUGCGUGCCUUCUCGCGGGAGCUGGCUGAGCAGUCCCAUCUGCCCCAGCACAUCCUGGACCUGAUCAAGUCGUUCCCCCGCUCCAUGCACCCCAUGACCCAGCUGUCCAUUGCCGUGGCCGCCCUCAACACCGAGUCCAAGUUCGCGAAGGCGUAUGAGAAGGGCCUCAACAAGGCCGACUACUGGGAGCCGACCUUUGACGACAGCAUCUCGCUGCUGGCCAAGAUCCCCCGUGUCGCCGCGCUGGUCUUCCGCCCCGACGAGAUCGACGUCGUCGGCACCCAGGCCCUGGACGCCACCCAGGAUUGGUCGCACAACUUUGCCGUCCUUCUGGGCAAGGGUGGCCAGGAGCACCAGGACUUCCACGACCUGCUGCGUCUCUAUCUCGCCCUGCACGGCGACCACGAGGGCGGCAACGUCUCCGCGCACGCUACUCACCUGGUCGGCAGCGCCCUCAGUGACCCGUUCCUCAGCUACAGCGCCGGCUUGCUGGGUCUCGCUGGCCCGCUGCACGGCCUCGCCGCCCAGGAGGUGCUGCGCUGGAUCCUGGCCAUGCAGGACAAGAUCGGCACCAAAUUCACGGAUGAGGAAGUCCGUACCUACCUCUGGGAUACGCUCAAGUCCGGCCGAGUGGUGCCUGGCUACGGCCACGGCGUCCUGCGCAAGCCCGACCCGCGCUUCCAGGCCCUUAUGGACUUUGCUGCCACCCGCCCUGACGUCCAGGCCAACCCGGUCUUCCAGCUGGUCAAGAAGAACUCGGAGAUUGCACCUGGCGUGCUGACUGAGCACGGAAAGACGAAGAACCCUCACCCCAACGUCGACGCUGCCUCUGGUGUUCUGUUCUACCACUAUGGCUUCCAGCAACCCUUGUACUACACCGUCACCUUCGGUGUCAGCCGUGCUCUCGGCCCCCUGGCGCAGCUCAUCUGGGACCGCGCUCUGGGUCUGCCCAUCGAGCGCCCCAAGAGCAUCAACCUGCUGGGUCUGAAGAAAUAA